This is a messenger RNA of Paramormyrops kingsleyae, 2732 nucleotides long. The record is from RefSeq and is a predicted model, not a curated record. NCBI's taxonomy places the organism in Eukaryota, Metazoa, Chordata, Actinopteri, Osteoglossiformes, Mormyridae.
GACGUCACUUGCCCGCCGCUCGGCCGCCUGAAAGGAUGGUCCGGCCAGGACGACUCCGCGAGUCUUCGCUUGCUCAGUCAUCGGAGCUCGGCAGCGGUGGCGCUGCUGCGUUUCGCGUUCCCCGGUCCGAUCUGCUUAACUGAUGCUGCUGAAUGAAGAUGCCGAAGGUGUCGGCGACGGCAUUUCUCUGUUCGGACGACACGGAACGGCGAGCGAAUUAGAAAGCGGAGCUUCGGCGAGUCCGACGGCUGCGUGUUCGUGUGGAGGCGCGCGCGCGACGCUGGCGUGUGUAAAUGGCAACGCGGUGCACAUCCGGGCCACAAUGUCGUGACUCCAUUACUGUUUAUUCACGGUGAAACUGGCGAAAGACCUACUUACGGGAUCAUAUUGAUAAUAUUCUGCGGCCGCACGUCAAACUGGAAAACGAAGGGACAUGUCUAAUCAGGGGGUUAGGAGAAACGGACCGGUAAAAUUGCGGCUAACAGUCCUUUGUGCGAAAAACCUGGUGAAGAAAGACUUCUUUCGUCUCCCGGACCCCUUUGCCAAGGUGGUGGUGGAUGGAUCAGGUCAGUGUCAUUCCACUGACACUGUGAGGAACACCCUGGACCCAAAGUGGAACCAGCACUAUGACCUGUACAUCGGCAAGUCCGACUCCAUCACCAUCAGCGUGUGGAACCACAAGAAGAUCCACAAGAAGCAGGGCGCCGGUUUCCUGGGCUGCGUCAGGCUCCUGUCCAACACCAUCAGCCGGCUGAAAGACACUGGCUACCAGCGAUUGGACCUCAACAAGCUGGGUCCCAAUGACAGCGACACAGUGAGGGGCCAGAUUGUGGUGAGCCUGCAGUCUCGGGAUUGCAUCGGCUCGGGGGGGUCCGUGGUGGACUGCAGCCGCUUGUUCGACAACGAUCUACCUGACGGCUGGGAGGAGCGGAGGACAGCCAGUGGCAGAAUCCAGUAUCUGAAUCACAUCACGCGCAGCACGCAGUGGGAACGGCCCACCAGGCCGGCCUCGGAGUACUCCAGCCCAGUCAGGCCCCUCAGCUGCCUGCUGGACGAGAACACGCCGGUGUCUGAGGCCAACGGCGCCACCUGCAGUCCGGUGGGGGACCCGCGGGUGCAGGAGAGGCGCGUAAGAUCCCAGCGGCACAGGAAUUACAUGAGCCGCACACACCUGCACACGCACCCUGAGCUCCCCGAGGGCUACGAGCAGAGGACCACGCAGCAGGGCCAGGUGUACUUCCUACACACGCAGACGGGCGUCAGCACGUGGCAUGACCCCAGGGUGCCCAGGGACCUCAGCAACGUGAACUGCGAAGAGCUGGGCCCGCUGCCGCCCGGCUGGGAGAUCCGUAACACGGCCACCGGCCGCGUUUACUUCGUGGACCACAACAAUCGCACCACGCAGUUCACGGACCCCCGGCUCUCUGCCAACCUGCACAGGGUGCUCAGUCCGAGUCCCACCAGCUGCCGGGCCGCCAUCGAGAGCCAGAACAGCAACGUCAGCCGCUACAGCCAGCAGCCGGAGCGCCCCCACCCGGUUUUGGGCCUGGAGGAGGCAGACUGCCUGCCGGUGCCCCGGUACAAGCGGGACCUCGUGCAGAAGCUGAAGAGCCUCCGGCAGGAGCUGGCGCAGCAGCAGCCGCAGGCGGGACACUGCCGCAUCGAGGUGUCCCGCGAGGAGAUCUUUGAGGAGUCGUACCGGCAGGUGAUGAAGAUGAGGCCGAAGGAUUUGUGGAAGCGGCUGAUGUUGAAGUUCAGAGGAGAGGAAGGCCUUGAUUACGGCGGGGUGGCUCGGGAGUGGCUGUACCUACUGUCCCAUGAGAUGCUGAAUCCGUACUAUGGGCUGUUCCAGUAUUCGCGCGAUGACAUCUAUACUCUGCAGAUCAACCCUGACUCGGCUGUGAACCCGGAGCAUCUGUCCUACUUCCACUUCGUGGGGAGGAUCAUGGGUGUAGCCGUGUUUCACGGCCACUAUAUCGACGGUGGCUUCACGCUGCCCUUCUACAAGCAGCUUCUGGGAAAGCCCAUUACCCUGGAUGACAUGGAGUCUGUGGACCCGGACCUGCACAACAGCCUGGUGUGGAUCCUUGACAAUGACAUCACAGGCGUGCUGGACCACACCUUCUGCGUGGAGCAUAGCGCUUACGGCCAGAUCGUGCAGCAUGAGCUGAAGCCCAACGGAAAGAGCAUCCCCGUCAACGAGGAGAAUAAGAAGGAGUAUGUGAGGCUCUACGUCAGCUGGAGGUUUCUGCGCGGCAUUGAGGCUCAGUUCCUGGCCUUGCAGAAAGGCUUCCAUGAGGUCAUCCCCCAGCAUCUGCUGAAGCCCUUCGACGAGAAGGAGCUGGAGCUGAUUGUCUGCGGUCUGGGCAAGAUCGAUGUCAGCGACUGGAAGGCCAACACGCGGCUGAAGCACUGCACGGCCGAAAGCAACAUCGUGCGCUGGUUCUGGCGCGCCAUCGAGUCUUAUGAUGAAGAGAGGCGGGCUCGCCUGCUGCAGUUUGUCACCGGCUCGUCACGGGUCCCGCUGCAGGGCUUCAAGGCUCUGCAAGGUGUGUGGGCGGUUUUGUAAAUAUGCUGUGGGGACCAGGUUUCCCCCAGAUGUGAUAAAAACUAACUUUCUUCCUUGUGGGGACGUUUUUCCGGUCCCCGCAAAGACAACCUGAAGUUUUAUAAGAAUCUGUGAAUGCCAUCAAAAAGCUAAAAUAGCUAAAGUCUUGUAUUUUGUUUGGUUA